AUUACAGAAAACACUAAUACAGUUGUUGACUCUUUUCUUAUAGUUGAGCUGGGAUCAUAGUUGGUUUCAUGUUGGUCUUGUAGUUAGAUAUGGUCUGAUUUUUGUUUCCUUGGCCAAAUGCAUCCACUCAAUGAACUCUGAAUGACUGUGUCAAAGAUUAACAUGGAAAAGUAUGAUUUACAAAUAUAAAAUCUAACCUGUAGUGGGUCUGUCUCCACCAGAGCCUCAGUACUGUUGUUUCUUGCUCGUUGGAGAUUACUGCAUACACCUCUUGUCUUUCAGAAUGAAAAACACAGACUUCAAAACAACUCAAGGCUGCUCGUGCUGCUGUUGGAGACAGACAGGAUGUGGAUGACAAAUGUUGUAGCUCUGUGCCUCCUGGGCCUGGUGUCCUCCGCAGAGGACAAGAAACUGAGCAGCCACGCUACCACGCUGGCUGAUAACAGCGCCAACCUGGCCUUCAGCCUGUACCACAACAUGGCAAAGGAGAAGGGAGUGGAAAACAUCCUGAUCUCUCCUGUGGUUGUUGCUUCUUCUCUGGGUCUGGUGGCUCUGGGAGGAAAAGCAUCUACUGCGUCUCAGGUCAAAACUGUUCUGAGCGCAGACAAGCUGAAGGAUGAGCACCUGCACGCGGGUCUGUCAGAGCUGCUCUCUGAGGUGAGUGAUCCCAAGACCCGUAACACCACCUGGAAGAUCAACAACCGUCUGUAUGGCCCCAGCUCUGUGUCCUUCGCUGACGACUUUGUGAAAAGCAGCAAGAAACACUACAACUAUGACCACACAAAGAUCAACUUCAGAGACAAGAGGAGCACCCUGAACUCCAUCAACGAGUGGGGAGCAAAGUCCACAGACGGGAAGCUGCCUGAGAUCACCAAAGACGUGCAGAACGCAGAUGGAGCGAUGAUUGUCAACGCCAUGUUCUUCAAACCCCAUUGGCAUGAGAAGUUCCAUGAGAAGAUGGUGGACAACCGUGGUUUCCUGGUCACUCGUUCAUUCACAGUGUCAGUUCCCAUGAUGCACCGCACUGGCCUGUACGACUUCUAUGAGGACACUGAGAACAAACUGUAUGUCCUGAACAUGCCUCUGGGACAGAAGCAGACGUCGAUGAUCUACAUUAUGCCCUAUCACCUGGAGCCUCUGGAGCGACUCGAGAAGCUGCUGACGAGGAAACAGGUGGACACUUGGCUCAGUAAGAUGGAGAACAAGGCUGUGGCCAUCUCCCUGCCCAAGAUUUCUCUGGAAGUCAGCCACAACCUGCAGAAACAUCUCGCCGAUCUGGGUCUGACCGAGGCUGUCGACAAAACCAAAGCAGAUCUGUCCAACAUCUCCGGAAAGAAGGACUUGUACCUCUCCAAUGUCUUCCACGCUUCUGCAUUCGAGUUUGACGUUGGCGGAAACCCGUUUGACCCGAGCAUCUUUGGCAACGAGAAGCUGAGAAAUCCCAAACUUUUCUACGCAGAUCACCCCUUCAUUUUCCUCAUCAAAGACAACAAGACCAACUCAAUCUUGUACAUCGGACGAGUCGUUAGACCAAAGGGGGACAAGAUGCGUGAUGAGUUAUAGUGUCUGGAUGUUUUUGGGUAGCUUUUUCUAAUGAAACUAUGACAGGACGUUGUUUUAUGUUUGUGGUUUUACUGUUACCUCACCUUCCGAUAGGCAAAACUGUGGAACUGACAGCAUCGCUUUACACAUACAUCUGAUCAAGAGGUCCAUUAAGAAAAGGCUGAGCUGAAAAUGCUUAUAUUAAGUAUGGCCUCUUCCUAUGACAUACUGUUUUGCAAUCAAUGGUCCAGUGGUGUCCAAUUCAGGUGCGUUUUUCUUGCAUUAUCUUUAACGUUUAAAGAAAAA
Molecule: messenger RNA, 1848 nt
Organism: Periophthalmus magnuspinnatus
Lineage: Eukaryota; Metazoa; Chordata; Actinopteri; Gobiiformes; Gobiidae
Gene: serpinh1b
Product: serpin peptidase inhibitor, clade H (heat shock protein 47), member 1b
Exons: 7
Coding region: 346-1563 (405 amino acids)
Biological process (GO): negative regulation of endopeptidase activity; collagen fibril organization
Cellular component (GO): endoplasmic reticulum
Molecular function (GO): serine-type endopeptidase inhibitor activity
Source: RefSeq, a predicted model, not a curated record